Pieris macdunnoughi is the source of this 219-nucleotide messenger RNA. Lineage: Eukaryota; Metazoa; Arthropoda; Insecta; Lepidoptera; Pieridae. The record is from the annotation of a GenBank genome assembly.
AUGUCUGGUGAAGAUUGUGAAGCACUAGAUAAAGGUGACAAUGAUAGCCAAAAACCAGAUAAGAUGUUUACUCUUAAGAAAUGGAAUGCUGUAGCUAUGUGGAGUUGGGAUGUCGAGUGUGAUACUUGUGCUAUAUGCAGAGUCCAGGUUAUGGCAGCCCUGAGUCAGCUCAAAACUAAUCCCAGUAUUUAUGUGCCCUCAGUUCUGAAACUUAUGUGA